This is a messenger RNA of Panicum virgatum (switchgrass), 2077 nucleotides long. RefSeq lists its product as uncharacterized. The record is from RefSeq and is a predicted model, not a curated record. Lineage: Eukaryota; Viridiplantae; Streptophyta; Magnoliopsida; Poales; Poaceae. The coding region runs from base 1339 to 1833 and encodes 164 amino acids. The transcript has 5 exons.
GGGUGCAGCGAGGAGGCAUUGGAGCUGUACCACGAGAUGCGCAGGAGUGGUGUGGCCAUGGACCAGUUCACAUUCUCCACGAUGCUGGGGGUGUUUGCGAGGUUGGGGCUGCUGGAGCAUGCGAAGCAGGCACACGCUGGCCUGAUACAGAGAGGAUUGCCGCUGGACAUUGUGGGGAACACGGCGCUCGUGGACUUGUAUUGCAAGUGGGGGAGGAUGGAGGACGCGAGGAAUGUCUUCGAGAGGAUGCCCAAAAGGAACUUGAUCUCUUGGAAUGCUUUGAUAGCAGGAUACGGCUACCAUGGCAUGGGGGAUAAGGCGAUCGAGGUGUUCGAGAGGCUGAUAGCUGAAGGUAUUGCGCCAAACCAUGUGACCUUUUUAGCAGUACUGAAUGCAUGUCGGUUUUCUGGUCUUGUUGAUAAAGGGAAGAGGAUUUUCCAGUUGAUGGCUCAAAAUCCAAAAACGAAACCACGGGCUAUGCACUAUGCAUGUGUUAUUGAGCUUUUUGGUAGAGAAGGCCUGCUUGAUGAAGCCUAUUCAAUGAUACGGAGAGCUCUGUUCACCCCAACUGCUAACAUGUGGGGGGCCUUGCUCACUGCUAGCAGGGUCCAUAAGAACAUGCAUCUUGCAAAAUUAGCUGCCGAGCAGCUAUUGGCAAUGGAAUCUGAGAAAAUAAACAAUUAUGCUGUGCUCCUCAACUUGUAUAUUAGCUCUGGUAGACAGGAUGAUGCCUGCAAGGUAGUUGAAACACUGAAGAAGAAGGGUCUAUGUAUCAGUAAUGCUUGUAGCUGGGUCACAGUCAAGAAAAAAGAUCAUAGAUUUUUCUUUAAAGAUAGUUUGCACCCGCAAUGCGCUGACAUAUACAGGAAGUUAGAUACAUUAAUGAAGGAGGUGAAGGAAGCUGGUUAUGUUGCUGAGGAGAAUGAGUUGCUCCCUGAUGUUCAUCCAGACGAGCAGAAUAUAUCGAGAGCUUACCACAGUGAAAGACUGGCAAUUGCUUUUGGCCUCAUCAGCACAUCUCCAUGUGCUCCCUUGCGGAUCACUCAAAGCCAUCGUUUGUGCCUUGACUGUCACAAAAUAAUCAAGUUUUUAACAAAAGUUGCCAAGAGGGAAAUAGUUGUCAGGGAUGGUAGCAGAUUCCAUCACUUCAAACUCGGGAUCUGCUCUUGCGGUGACUACUGGUAAUUGGCUAACCACUCCAGAUAUUCUGAAGCCAAUUCUGUACUGGAAAUAACUUUGAUUAAUGAGGAGAAAGCGGUUUGGUUGAUCAUGAUGCUUCUAUUUCUCUGCACAUGCAUGAGCUUCUCUCAGCUGGCAGAAGUCUGAGAGCGUGCUACAAUGGCUAAGAUGGGAGCUGCUAUUAUGGUCUGCAUAGUGGUUUUGGCCCUGGAUGUCACUGCUGGCAUACUAGGAAUUGAGGCGCAGGCUGCUCAGAACAAGACUAAAAAGGUGACAGUUCUCUUCAUUCAAUGUGAGAAACCAGUGUACAAAGCAUACCAGCUUGGCCUGGCUGCUGCAAUUCUCCUGGUAGUUGCCCACGCAAUCGCUAACUUCCUUGGUGGCUGUGCCUGCAUCUGCUCUCAGCUGGAGUUCAUCCGGGCAUCCAUUAACAGGAAACUGGCAGCCACUACCAUAAUUCUCUCAUGGAUUGCCCUGAUUGCCGGAUUCUCGCUGCUGCUCGCCGGUGCCAUGUCCAACUCCAAGUCCAAGACGUCAUGCGGGUUCACGCACGGCCACACCCUGGCCCUUGGUGGGAUCAUGUGCUUCGUCCACGGUGGGAUCACCGUCGCCUACUACGUCACCGCCACCGCUGCAGCACACGAAGCUGUUUAGCAGGCGGCUGAGAGUUCGUCGGGGUGCUCAGUGCAAUGCUUUGGCCGGGAGAUCACCAUUAUUCUUUCCUUUGUUGCUUUGCCUUUUCUAUUUUGUGAUUUGGCAUUUGCAGAAACAUAUAGUUAUGUCUUUGUACUGGAGUUAAACGAAAAGGGAAAUAUAUGCUUGUGGUUUGAUUUGUUGCCAUUACAGAAUGUAUGUUGUAUGUGCACUUUUUUAAAAUUAAAAAAAAUUAUACAUUUUA